This is a messenger RNA of Epinephelus fuscoguttatus (brown-marbled grouper), 3779 nucleotides long. Its product is annotated as sentrin-specific protease 5-like. Gene Ontology annotation, molecular function: deSUMOylase activity. Gene Ontology annotation, biological process: protein desumoylation. Bases 532 to 2037 code for a protein of 501 amino acids. The transcript is spliced from 10 exons. Gene Ontology annotation, cellular component: nucleus. NCBI's taxonomy places the organism in Eukaryota, Metazoa, Chordata, Actinopteri, Perciformes, Serranidae. The record is from RefSeq and is a predicted model, not a curated record.
UGUGCAAUGGCUUGUAUACAUGUCACGAUGCUAACUGCGCUGCAGGUUUAAAGGCUCAGACAGCCAAACGUUGUGUCUUAAAUUAAAGGUACAUUAAUUCUCCAGAAGGCAGACAGGCUGGAUUUUAUCACACAUCAACCCGGAAGUGACAUUGAUACAGACCAGGCAGUGACGCAGACGUUUGGAUUGUGCAUCACUCUACUGAGGACGCCGCCAGAAGCAGGAAUAAAAACAAGGACAGCUGAGUGAAUCUUUUCAGCGUGUGGUUGAGCCUACAGCAUCCAAUAGAAGUACUCAUCCUACACUUGCUCCACUGGUAGCAGCUCACCUGAAGAUUCAGAGGAACCUGAAUCUAAAUCUGAAACAGUCGUCAGAGACAGUGGACCAUGACCUAGACAAAAUAAAACCGUGUUUCAGCAUUGCUGCUUAUGAGGCCUCUGACUCUGCUGCUGCUCUUCCAGCAGCUGAAAGGAUACCCACACCUCCACCUCACGUGACCCUCCCCUGUUCACUCUAAUUGAUUUCCCUGAGAUGCCCCGAACACAGAGCCAUUGCAGAAAAGAAAAAUACCUCAAGAGGAGAAAGGCAUUCAUGUCCUCAGUCAAGGGAGUUUCUCAUUUCUCCAGGCGAGCCAAGAGACGCUUGUAUUGUAAAUUACAGCUUUGGAUGUGGAGGAAGCGAAAGGAGAAAUGCAGUUUAGUUAUGUUCAAAGCAAGAAAAAGAGCUUGUGGGAUCAGUGCCGGACCCUGCCUCAGCAUUAAGACACAAUCACAGAAAAAUAAAGUCCCAGCUCUUGUGUCACCUCCUGGAUGUGAUACUGGAGGUUCAGAGGACACGCUGAGAGAGGAGAAUGGCCCGCUGAAUUCAUGUGAAUCUGUAACUCCGUCAGAAAUUGCUUCCAGUUCCUCACAGAACCUGGUUACGGACACAAAUAUUUCUGCGGGUAACGUCAGUCAAACGGUGCCUACAGUGACAGUGCCAUCAGAGAAAACGGAAACUUUGGAACAGCUCAGUGAAAUUACAGACCCUUUAAAACUUUCUGACACUGUCAAACCCCUGUUGACUUCAGACAGCGAUGCACAUGGCUUAACUGCACAUUUUAAAGAACGAAGGGUGACGGCACCAGCCCAGAGGGUGGAGGCUGACGGCCCAUCAGGACAUUGCACUGCUGUCACAGACCAGGCUACAAACAGAGACACUGCUGAGAGAAUCACCAGUAAAAAGACCUCUCAUACUGAUUUAAGUCUACUGACGAAAAACAUCCAUGAAUUUCUCGACGACUUCUACAGAACACAUGGAAGUUUCAUCCCAUUAAAAAAGAGCGACGUGUUGAGACAUCUGAGGAGGAGGUUUAACACUGAUUUCAGCGACAGGAAAAAUUACAUCUUCUCAGAGGUUACCAAAUAUGGAACUGCGAUCGUUCAGAAGCCUGUUCCCUCCUUCCAGGUGGUCUACAAGAAGCACACACUGACACUGGAUGACUUGUCCACACUAGCGGAUCAGAACUGGCUCAACGACCAGGUCAUGAAUAUGUAUGGAGAAUUGAUUAUGGAAUCUGCCUAUCACAAGGUCCAAUUCCUCAACAGCUUCUUCCACAGGCAGCUCAUGACUAAAGGAUAUGAUGGUGUUAAGAGAUGGACGAAGCAGGUGGAUUUGUUUUCUAAGAGGUUGCUUCUGGUGCCGAUCCACCUGGAGGUUCACUGGUGUCUGGUCACAGCUGACAUUGUCAAAAAGAAGAUCUGCCUUUAUGACUCUCAAGGGAACGCACUCCAGAAGGUUGCGAGGAACAUCCUGAAAUACUUGAUGACAGAAGCAAAGGAGAAGAAGCGAGCAGAUUUUGAACGAGGUUGGGCGGUGUCGUUCGAUGAGAAAAUCCCCCAACAGACCAAUGAAAAUGACUGCGGAGUUUUUGUCUUGGAGUAUUCAAGAUGCCUCGCUCUUGCGAAACCUCUGCAGUUUUCACAGAAGGACAUACCAAAGAUUCGCAAGAGGAUCUACAAAGAGCUCUGUGACUGUAAGCUCCACGAAUACGGCUGACGACGAUCUUACAGUUGUAUAUUUGUACUGUUUAUAAUUUGUGCUGCUUCUACUUUAUGUAGGAAAUCAGCAGUCUGCACUUGUCUCUGUUCAGGGCCUCAGCAGCAGCUCUAGAGCAGCCACAGCUGACCCCUGUAGGAGUGUCUUAUAUCAGGUGCACUGUUCAUGGUACAUCAUAAUCUUUGUACGAUUACUGUAUUUAUAUAAUGAAUAUUUAAACAGGCAUGUUAAUUAAGGAAACGUUCUUUAUAUCCCUGUUAGACCUUGACUUGGAGUUUACACAUCUACAGUGCCCCAACAGAGCCUUAUCGAAUGGACUACCUGUGGAAAUGGAUAUGAUCUGUCACAGUUCUCGUUGUGUUUAGGUGUUAGAAAUUUUCUAAUGAAUUAACACACUUCAUUUGCACAUUUUUUACGUCUCAUUUUGCUUUGUUUGAUAUUUGGUUGCCUCAGAGUUUACCUGUUAGAAUCUACAGAGCCCCCAAAAGGUGAUGUUUUUUGUUUUGUGUGACACAAGUUAAUUAUCUUCUGAGAACAAAAUAAUUAUCUUGUGCACAUGAGUUACUAUCAUUUGGGAACAAGUUAUUAUCUUAUGUGCACAAGUUAAUUAUCUUGUAUGAACAAGUUAUAAUCAUGUGGGAACAAGUUAAUUAUCUUAUGGGAACAAGUUAAUUAUCUUAUGGGAACAAGUUAUACAUUUCUGGUAACAAAUUAAUUAUCCUGUGCACAGGCGUUACUAUCAUUUGGCAACAAGUUAUUAUCUUGUGCGCACAAGUUAAUUAUCUUGUGGGAACAAGUUGGCUAUCUUGAGGGAAAGCGUUAUUUUGUGGGAACAAGUUAUUAUCUUAAGUGCACAAGUUAAUUAUCUUGUAGGAACAAGUUACAGUCGUGUGGAAACAUGUUAAUUAUCUUGUGGGAACAAGUUACAAUCGUGUAGGAACAAGUUAAUUAUCUUGUAGGAACAAGUUACGAUCGUGUGGGAACAAAUUAAUUAUCUUGUGGGAACAAGUUAUACAUUUCUGCAAACAAGUUAAUUAUCUUGUGCACACGUGUUCGUUUGGGAGCACAAGAUAAUUAUCGUGUUGGAACAAAUUAUAAUCAUUUGGAAACAAGUUUUUAUCUAGUACUUACAAGUUAAUUAUCUUGUGGGAACAAAUCAUUGUCUUGUGCUCACAAUGUAGUUAUCUUGUGGGAACAAGUUUUUAUCUUGUACUCACAAUGUAGUUAUCUUGUGGGAACAGUGUUGUUAUCUUGUGGGGUGGGAACAAGUUCUAACUUUCUUUCUACUUUAAGAUGUUAUUUUGUGUGCAUUAAUUGUUAUUUUGUUCCCACACAAUAAUAAACUUGUGCGCACAAAAAUUAAAAACAAACAUUUUUUGGGACUUGAGGGGCUCUGUAAGCACCAGAUGACUGAAUAGGAGCUAUAUGUAGUUUGUAAAGAAAGUUGUCACACUGGAAUUGGUGUCCAAGUAGUUAUUUUUGUUUGCAUUAUAAAUAUAUAUAUGUUGAAGUUUUAAAUAAAAAACAGACGGUCUCCAAACAUGUCACAGACUUUAUUUUAUGUUUGUAUUGUACAGAUUAGGUACUGUAUGCACCACAUGCAGAAUAGCCUUCAUCAGUUUAUAUCAGGAUACGUGCACAUUUGUAAAUACAUACUUUCCUACCUACUACUAUACUAUGACUUUUUUAUUACUUAUUAUCCUAUCACUUUAUUUAUGCCAACCAAUACUGUGACUUUUUGU